AUGAAGGUCAUCCUGCUAAGUUCCCUCCUGGGAUUGCUCUGUGUGUCCCUGGUACAUACAGAUGUCCUGGUACAGCCAGACUUUGAUGCCAAACAGUUUUCAGGCUUGUGGUAUGUUGUUUCCAUGGUGUCAGAUUGCAAGGUCUUCCUCGGCAAGAAGGAAAAUAUAUUGAUGUCAACAAGAUUUAUAAAUGCCACAGAGGAUGGCAACCUCAGUGUCCACAUGGCCUUACCUCGGGCUGAUGGCUGUAAGACAAUGGAUGCAGAGUAUAUGAAGAUAGGGUCAGAAGGUCAUUACAAAGUACCUGCUAGUGGCUACCUGGAUGUGCGUGUGGCUGAGACCGAUUACAAAUCCUAUUGCAUCCUGUACAUCUACAAGGAGCUGGAUGGGGUACUCAGCACCAUGGUGCAGCUAUUCAGUCGAACCCAGGAUGUGCAUGCCAAGGCUCUGAGGGCAUUCCAGGAUUUCUAUCCUAUUGUGGGACUUGAGGAUGACAUGAUGUCCAUCCUCUCCAAGUCAGGGAAAAGCCUAGAGAAGCCUUCUUCAGUCACCAACAGAGAAAACAUGAUCAGCAAGGAGUCACAGAUCUUGGAGUACUUCUUGGAGACUCCAUCGGGGGAGUUCUUCACAUUCCUCCUCUAUGAUCCUGCUUUUGGGGUUCUUCCUGGAAUUUUCCCUUCUGUAUUGAAUAAAUAG
Messenger RNA from Dromiciops gliroides (monito del monte), 696 nucleotides. It is a transcript of the gene LCN15, whose product is annotated as lipocalin 15. The record is from RefSeq and is a predicted model, not a curated record. Gene Ontology annotation, molecular function: small molecule binding. The transcript is spliced from 6 exons. Bases 1 to 696 code for a protein of 231 amino acids. NCBI's taxonomy places the organism in Eukaryota, Metazoa, Chordata, Mammalia, Microbiotheria, Microbiotheriidae.